This is a messenger RNA of Postia placenta MAD-698-R-SB12, 1368 nucleotides long. RefSeq lists its product as hypothetical. Gene Ontology annotation, molecular function: translation initiation factor activity. The transcript has 9 exons. Bases 1 to 1368 code for a protein of 455 amino acids. Gene Ontology annotation, cellular component: eukaryotic translation initiation factor 3 complex; cytoplasm. The record is from RefSeq and is a predicted model, not a curated record. Lineage: Eukaryota; Fungi; Basidiomycota; Agaricomycetes; Polyporales; Adustoporiaceae.
AUGAACGACUUCGCCUUCAUCGGACGCACUGUCUUCGAUGGACUACGCGAUCGUCGCGAGAAGCGGUAUUCGGGAAAGCUCUUCAUUGCACCAACAGACUACAUGACCGCCCCGAAGCCCGAUCCGUGUCUACGAUACCUCGCUAUUCGCCCUUCGCCAAGAGAGCUGAAGCUCAAGUCUGAACUCACACGGUGCUUCGAGAAAGAGUGGGUCUUGGAUGCCGCAAACAAGCAACCAGAGCGCGCACUCGCCAUUUUGUACUCGAGCUGGGUUGGCCCUGUUUCCUAUCCGAAUCGGUACAAGCUGCAGUUACUAGCGAACUCUAUGGCCUGUCGGCCGUCGUCGCCUACAGUGGACGCGCUGCACGAGGUGCUGGCCGCGAGUUCGAACGCUUCAUUUGGCGGUUCCAUCUACCUUGAUGACGAGGCGGUAGAGCUCCUUGGUGACAUGAGAAUCCGGGAGAAUUAUCUGACAUGGGACCAGAGAUAUUCGACAAGGUGUACUGAUAAUCUUACGGGAGCUUGUACUGCAUACAUGGGCGGCCACCCGGUGAAAAAUAUAGGACAAUCUUGUCGUCUUGGCGGUCCGGCCAUAGACUCAUAUUCAGGUACGUGCUAUGCGUGGGCAGUGUCCGAAAGGUGGGACUCCGAGGCGUUCUUCAAGUUGGAUGCCCAAUGGAUCGCACGCCGACAAAGGCCACUGGCAAGGAAGACGCUUCUCACGCUUGCAUGGAGUCUAGAGGCAUCCGAGGAUGAAUCUCCCGCGCCUGCUCCCUCCGUGCCCGCGGUCAAGAAGCCCGUGAAGAGCAAAUGGGAGGGCGAAGAUGAAGAGGACAAGGGGCCUGUGAGCGACUGGGAGGCCUCCUCGGACGAAGAGGAAAAACCGAAACCGUCUGCAGCGCCUGUGGCGGCGCCAAAGAAGAAGGGAACGCUGAAGGCGAAGCUUGCAGAGAAGGAAGCUUUGAAGGCAGCGCAAAACGACGACGACAGCGACGACGAUGAUUAUGAUGAGGACGCAGUGCUCGAUCCCCGAGAGAAGGCACGCCGGGACAAGGAGAGGGAGCUCAACGCGGAUCUGAGCAAUGCAGCGGAUCUACUCGGCGCUGCCGCCCUCGGAGGCAGCAAGCCGCUGUAUGCGGCGUUCCUCGAACACCACGUGCGCGAGCUCGCGAUGCCCUUGCGUGAUGUCGAGGUACGCAAGACGGCAAGCGUGCUCACCACGCUUGCGAACGAGAAGCAGAAGGAGCAGCGCGACAAGGCGUCGGGUAAGAAGAAGAACCCAAAGGCGGCGGCGAAGCCUGUUCUUGGCGCGGCAAAGGUCUCGAACAAGUGCGUGAUGUUGAUGCUGAACCACGCGCGCGAUAUCUGA